CAUAUAAUGGGAGAUGAUAAAGAGGCAGAAGAGGCCAUCAAGGCUUUUCAAUUAGUCGAAUUCGAUCCACCUAAUAGAAAACAAAAACGAGGCACGAUAGAAUGCGUACCAUCGACUUGGAUUUCCUAUAACCCAUCGACUGGCAGAUGCCAAUGCAAAUUCAUGCCACCUCCGUAUUCAGUAGAGGACUCGGAACUUUUGUGUUGGCUCGUCAAAGAACAAAGCCCUCUACAAGAAUCUUGGCCUGUCUACCCAAUAACACUCAAGGGACAUGCGACAACUUAUGAUGAUGCAAUGAAACGUCUCAAAGUAUUAGCAGACAAGAAAUUUGUAUACACAGAGGAUGGAACGUUACCAGAAAAAAAAUCAGAGGCAGCUAAAAAAGCAUAUCAGAGAAUCAAAGUCAAAGGCGAUAAAGCAAUUGCUGAAAAGUUGAUGCAAGUGCAACCCAUUAACACCUCCAGGAAUGACGAUUAUGCAUCAAAUGUAGACUCAUCCUUUGAAACAUCUGACCCAAUUCCUUGUAUUAACAGCAUCAAGGCCAAGAAAAAAAAUACAAAACUUAAAAAUAUGACAGAAACUGACAAUGAGUCAACAGCUGAUGAAAACAGCAAUGUGAUCAAACCCAGAAAAAAACCGAAGCAAAAAUCAAAACAAGAACAUGCUUCCUCUACCGGCAAAAACCACGUUCAAGAAAUUGAACGAAAACUGAGCAAAAGAUCAUCACGUGAAGUGUCAAAAUCCACAAAAAAUGUGCCUAAAGAAAAUAGCUCUGAACUGAAUCAGAGAGAUUGUGAUAUCCUUAGCGGACUGAGAUACGAUGUUCAAAUGCUAACCAAAGCCAUCGACAAACUCAAGGCCAUCGUUGAAAAAUCGGCCUUAGCGAUGGAUGCUCAUGGGGCAAAUGUCCAAAGUUUUACGACACAAUAUGAUCUGAACCUGCCUGUAACGACUUUGAAGGACUUUGACGCAUUCGACGAGAAAUUAAAAGCUGACAAAAAAUUUCGUAAAGAAUUCACUAGUACAUUGCAUUUCGUUUUCGACCACAAUGCAACCUUACCAAAAAAUGUGACGGCAUUAUUGAAAAAAAAUAUUUCACGGGAUGUGGCCUUGAAUUUCAACGCAGUGAAGGCUGGCAUGGAUAAACGCAUUUUCAAAGAGACACAACUUUGUGGAAUAUUGCUGGAUGUGCUUUUGUUGAAAUACAAAGAGGGAGCGCAGGGAUCAAUGACACAUGUAACUGAAAAGAGUGUUUAUCGAGAACUCGGUAACUGCCUGAGUAAUGCCGUCGAUUGGGAUGGGCAUCGUAAAUCUCGACUAAAGAAAAAAGCUGCAAAGAGUACUACAAUCGCUGCAGUCCAAUCAGUUUGUGUCAAUGUACAUUGCAGCGGCACCAGCAUGGAAUCGUUGUCUCGUAAAUCCACAGACAAAUCUUCUUAGUAACGUAUUCGAAAACUUCCCAAAAUAGUUGUGUACUUUUGUGCUUACUGAUUAAAAAAAAAGUAUUAAAAAAAAAGUCAUUAUUUACGUACUUUUCUACUCACUGAUGGGUUUGAAAAAUAAAAAAAAUAUGUGUUACUUACGUAUUUUCUAUUUAGUGAUGUAUUAAAAAAAAAAGAAA
Molecule: messenger RNA, 1621 nt
Organism: Neodiprion virginianus
Lineage: Eukaryota; Metazoa; Arthropoda; Insecta; Hymenoptera; Diprionidae
Exons: 6
Coding region: 7-1440 (477 amino acids)
Source: RefSeq, a predicted model, not a curated record